CUGACCAGAGCAGUGCUUACACAGCUGCAGAGGAGCUGUCUGGCUGACAGUGACAGGGGAGUUACAGCACAAUCCCAACAGUAACACUAUUGAGGACUGAGAGGGGACACACACAGACACAGAGGCUGGGAUGGAAGACUCUGGGCCGACACUGGCAUCUGGGCCCACUUCUAAUUCUAAUUUACCUAUAAUGGAGGAGUCUAGUGACAAACUGUUCUGCUGCCGCUGGGUAAGACACAGAAUCCCCCUGGCACACAGAGAGGAGUUCUACCACAUUCUCCGCAUGACUGGACCCUUGCUGCUGUCUCGAAUCCUAAACUACCUGCUUCCGUUUGUCAUCACUAUGUUCUGUGGUCGCCUGGGGAAUGCAGUGUUAGCUGGCUAUGGCCUGGCCUGCGCGACUAUUAAUGUUACGACUGCAGCAACAGGAGGUGGACUUGCCUUAGCAUGUGACACUUUGGUAUCUCAGACAUUUGGUGGUAAGAACCUGCAGCGUGUGGGUAUUCUCCAGAGGAGUGUGUUGAUCCUGCUGCUCUUCUGUCUCCCCUGCUGGGCCAUGCUCCUCAAACACCCAGUCUAUCCUGCUGCUCUGGGCCAGGAGCUUGAAGUGGCCAGGAUAGCACAGCUGUAUGUCAUCGCCUACCUACCUGCAGUGCCGGCUAUUUUCCUGCAUCAACUUCAGGCUUCUUAUCUCCAAAACCAGGGGAUAAUACUGCCUCAGAUGUACACAGCAGCAGCGGCCAACAUCGCCAACGUGGUGACAAACUAUAUCCUGCUCUACUGGAUGGACCUGGGAGUUGUAGGGUCGGCAGCAGCUAAUACGCUUUCCCAACUCUACAUAUGUUCCUUCUUAUUUGCUUACAUUUGUUGGAAGAAGCUACAUGUGAAAACAUGGGGAGGCUGGACCACAGAAGCGCUGCAGGAGUGGGGCUCUUAUAUGAAACUAGCCAUCCCCAGUACACUGAUGCUGUGUUUCGAAUGGUGGAUCUAUGAGCUUGGGGGGUUCCUUGCAGGCAUGCUGAGUGAAGUGGACCUGGCUGCUCAACACGUAGUCAUAAUGCUGGCUUUCAUCAACUACAUGUUCCCCCUGGGGAUCCAGGCUGCAGCAUGUGUUCGUGUGGGGAACGCCCUGGGGGCCGGAGACACAGCUGGGGCCAUCCUCACCAGCAAGGUGUCCCUCGCCCUCUCAGGUUCAAUGGCAGUAAUUCAGGGAAUCAUGCUGAUCUCUACUAAAACAGUAAUCGGCUUCAUGUUUACUUCUGAUGCGCAGAUCAUAGAUCUGGUCUCUCAACUUCUCAACGUGUACUGUGUUCUUCAGUUCUUUGAUGGGCUAGUGUGUGUGUGUAUGGGAAUCAUCCUGGGCACGGGCCAACAGAAGAUAGCAGCGAUGGCUAAUCUCAUCACCUACUACUGCGUGGGCCUUCCACUGGGCAUCUCUUUGAUGUUUGCUGCUGGCCUCAGGGUUGUAGGGUUCUGGUUAGGCCUGUUAAUCUGUGUAAUUCUACAGUCCAGCUUCUUCAUCACUGUCAUCUUCAGGCUCGACUGGAAGAAAAUGACAGAGAAG
Molecule: messenger RNA, 1564 nt
Organism: Salvelinus sp. IW2-2015
Lineage: Eukaryota; Metazoa; Chordata; Actinopteri; Salmoniformes; Salmonidae
Source: RefSeq, a predicted model, not a curated record